CCCGGCACAGGGGACAGGACAACAUGGCUGCUGCUGCGGGCCGAUACUACGGAGAAGGCGGCAGAGCAACGAAAAGACAGAAAACGGAGGACGGAGGAAUGACAACGGAGAGCUACGAUGACCCUCAUAAACCGCUACCCUCCUCGGUGGUGCACAUCCGGGGCUUGGUGGACGGCAUCAUGGAGGCUGACCUGGUGGAGGCCCUGCAGGAGUUUGGGGCCAUCAGUUUUGUUGUUAUGAUGCCCAAGAAACGGCAGGCCCUCGUGGAGUAUGAGGACACGAAUGGCUCCUGCAAUGCUGUCACAUAUGCAGCAGAGAACCAGGUUUACAUUGCAGGCCACCCCGCCUUCAUCAAUUACUCCACUAGCCAAAAGAUCUCCCGGCCAGGGGACUCAGACGACACCCGGAGCGUCAACAACGUUCUGCUGCUCACGGUCAUAAACCCCAUCUAUCCCGUCACCACGGACGUGCUCUACACCAUCUGUAACAACUGUGGACCUGUACAGAGGAUCGUCAUCUUCAGAAAGAAUGGUGUUCAGGCCAUGGUAGAGUUUGACUCGGUCCAAAGUGCUCAGAGGGCCAAAGCCUCUCUGAAUGGGGCAGACAUCUAUUCUGGCUGCUGCACUCUAAAGAUUGAGUAUGCCAAGCCAGCACGUCUUAAUGUCUUCAAGAACGACCAGGACACGUGGGACUAUACAAACCCCAACCUCAGUGGCCAAGAUGCUGAUGGUGAAGGCAAUUGGAACAAUUCACAAGAUCCCAAUGCCAAUCCCAACAAACGCCAGAGGCAGCCGGCUCUUCUGGGAGACCACCCACCUGAUUAUGCUGGCCCACAAGGAGGUUAUCAUAGCUACAAUGAGGACAGCUACGGCCCGCCUCCUCCCCACCGCGGGGGGCCAGGUAUGGGCGGGCGUGGUCGUGGCAGCCAGCGCUACGGCCCUAGUUACGGACCACCACCCCCUGAGUAUGGCCCUCACGCCGACUCCCCGGUUCUUAUGGUUUAUGGCCUCGAGCCCGCUAAGGUCAACGCCGACAAGGUCUUCAACGUCUUCUGCCUCUACGGCAAUGUGGAGAGGAUUAAGUUCAUGAAGAGUAAGCCUGGAGCAGCAAUGGUGGAGAUGGGUGACUGUUACUCUGUGGACAGGGCCAUCACUCACCUCAACAACAACUUCCUCUUUGGACAGAAACUCAACGUUUGUGUGUCCAAGCAGCAGGCUAUUGUGCCAGGACAGUGCUACCAGUUGGAGGACAACACAAGCAGCUUCAAAGAUUUCCAUGGAUCCCGCAACAACCGCUUCACCUCCCCAGAGCAGGCGGCCAAGAACCGAAUCCAGCACCCCAGCAAUGUCCUACACUUCUUCAAUGCACAGCCCGACAUCGCUCCAGAGAUUUUCAACCAGGCCUGCGAAGAUCUGGGAAUCAAGAGCCCCACAAGUGUGAAACUUUUCACCGGAAAGAGUGAGCGAAGUUCAUCUGGCCUCCUGGAGUGGGAAUCCAUCAAUGAUGCCAUGGAAGCCCUAGCUCUGAUUAACCAUUUCCAGAUGAAAAAUCCCAGUGGGCCUUACCCGUACACACUGAAGCUGUGUUUCUCAACCACACACCAUGCCAACUGACCACUCUCCCCACAAACCAUUUGUAAUGUUUCGUGUCUUGCAUAGAGUGUUCUAUACAGUUCUGUUGUCACGCUCCAUUAAAACAUUCGACCAGUAUUGACAAAAAAGACUGCUUUGCUUUAAAACAUGUUACCUGAACUAUGAUUUUGUAUGAUGUAUUUACUUUUGUCAUGUUUUUCAAUCAGUUUUAUUUUGUACGUUCCCAACACUAGAUUUGAAGAAUGUUUAAAAAAAACCAAAAAAAAAAAAAAACUAAACACUACCCUGAAGUAAUUCAAUGUGGACCUGAGUUUUAUUUUAGUUUUUUAAAUCAAGUGAACAGUAACCAUGAUGUGAAUGCUGAUAUAACCAGUGUUCACGUCUACAAAGAUGAUUUGUGUUGUAUCGUUCAUCAUUUAUUCAGAAACGGUACAAAUGUAUUGGCAAGUUCUUACAAAGAGAAGCAGCCGUAGUUCUUUGACAUCCCUGUCCUGAAGUGGUUAGGGUGCCUUCUGUAUGUCGAUACCUGGACUAUAAAGGAUUAUUACCAUGAAGAUUAAAGGAUGGCGAAGAUGAAGGAGCUGGUUAUCUGUUUAGCCACUGUCAAAAUGUCAUCGUCAAGUUGUCACCUUUUGUAGUAAACAAUACUGUGAAUAGAACUUUGGCUGGAAUAACUCAAUUAACCAAAAGUUAGUCGUUUCAGUUUCCACAUACCAGCAUUAGGUAGCCUGGAUCAGGCAGAGGCCCCAUCUAUACACACAGGUUGUGUAGCAUAAUGCACUCAGACCUACACUGCAUUAUUUUCAGUAUCACUGUUUGUAUUCAAAAGUGCUAGAUGAAUUAAAGCAGUUUAAAAAUGAAAAGAAAAA
Molecule: messenger RNA, 2461 nt
Organism: Anarrhichthys ocellatus (wolf-eel)
Lineage: Eukaryota; Metazoa; Chordata; Actinopteri; Perciformes; Anarhichadidae
Gene: hnrnpl
Product: heterogeneous nuclear ribonucleoprotein L
Exons: 14
Coding region: 24-1613 (529 amino acids)
Biological process (GO): mRNA processing
Cellular component (GO): nucleus
Molecular function (GO): RNA binding
Source: RefSeq, a predicted model, not a curated record